This is a messenger RNA of Lates calcarifer (barramundi perch), 622 nucleotides long. RefSeq names its product G-protein coupled receptor 4-like. NCBI's taxonomy places the organism in Eukaryota, Metazoa, Chordata, Actinopteri, Centropomidae. The record is from RefSeq and is a predicted model, not a curated record. Gene Ontology annotation, cellular component: membrane. The transcript is spliced from 4 exons. Gene Ontology annotation, molecular function: G protein-coupled receptor activity. The annotation marks the transcript as partial. Gene Ontology annotation, biological process: G protein-coupled receptor signaling pathway.
AGAUUAGGAACCUCCCUCAUGUCAUGACAUGCUACAUUGGACAAACUUAGGUAGACUUUCGAAACGAAAACACAUUCAAGUUGUAUUCUUUCAGCUUUCAAAGGUUUCACGCUGAAGAAUGGAAGAUUUCUACUAUAUGAACUUCUCUCAGGACACAAGCCAUGACAACUUCUAUCAUGAUUACAAUAACAGCGCCACUGAUGACUCUGACGAUUAUGGCAAAAUUGGAUUCGUCAUAGAUGUAUUGACAUGUAUUAUCAUUGGUAUCGGCCUUCCUUUGACCCUUGUGGCCAUCCAUGGUGUUUAUUCUCUGGUGAGAAACGAUCAUGUUGCUCCGAUCUACGUCAUCAACCUCCUCAUUUCUGACCUCAUUCAGUUCUGCUGCAUGAUCGUUGAAGUGGCAGAACCUGAGGAUUGGAAGAUUAAUGAAGCCUUCUUUUCUAUUUACUAUUUUGGUCUGAUGGCCAGUGUUGGCUUCAUGGUGUGUGUCGCCCUGGAAAGGUAUUUGGUCAUCGCCUGUCCGCUGUGGUACCGCUUCCAUCGAACAAUUAAGAUCCCUAUAGCGGUCUGUGUCAUGGUCUGGGCUCUGCCUCUUGUAUUUCUCCUCCCUUUAAUUUACGAU